AUGAGCCAGCGCGCCAUUGGGAGGUGUGAAGCUUGCCAUUCAUUGACGAACGAAACAAUGCUGGCCUCCAGAACGGCAUUGAGGCGGGCGUUUGCCGCCUCGCCGGCCACGACGAUACCAGCAGCUUUCCUCGCACCAGCAGCAGCUCUGCAACACCAGCAGCAGCAGCCUCGCCAGUUCUCCUCGACGCCGACACGAAACUCCAAGCUCGGGCGGACACCGGUCUCGAUCCCGCCCGGCGUCAAGCUCGCUAUCAGCGAGCCGAAGCUGAAGAAGGAUCCGACGAGUUAUCUGAAGAUUUACAAGAGAACGGUCACUGUUACGGGACCUCUGGGUGAAUUGGACCUCGAGAUUCCGCCUUUUCUGAAGAUCGAUUACGAUGUCGAGGGUAGCACGGCGGUUCUGAGCGUGGAGGACUCGAAUAUCAAGGAGCAGAGCGAGAUGUGGGGCACGACAUGGGCCUACCUCCAACGCUACAUAAUGGGCGUCUCCGAAGGCCACACAGCCAUCCUCCGCCUGGUGGGCAUCGGCUACCGCGCCUCCGUCGAGCAGCGAGGCCGCCUCGAAGAGUUCCCCGGCCAAAAGUUCCUCUGCCUGAAGCUCGGCUUCACGCACCCGGUCGAGAUGGGGAUCCCGCGUGGCGUCAAGGUCACGGCGGCGAGCCCGACGCGUAUCUUGUUGGAGAGCAUUGACCGCGAGGAGAUGAUGAGCUUCGCUGGGCGGGUGCGCAAGUGGAGGCCGCCGGAACCGUACAAGGGCAAGGGCGUGUUUAUUGAUGAUCAGACGAUUAAGUUGAAGCAGAAGAAGAUCAAAUAGACGAUGCGCGCCGCGUGGACGGACGAUUGGUGGAGUAUGGGGAUGGUUGUGGCACUUCUUUUGGCCCUGUUUGUUGAUGGCAGAGCUUUGGGAGGGCUGUGUAUAGCUGUAUAUCACUGUACGGGGAAGGAAGAAGGAAAAAAGACAAACAUUGUACACUAUUUAUUCUGCUGGUCUCUUCAAGACAGCCAAAGAAAAAUCGCGAAAUCGAAAACUCCCA
This is a messenger RNA of Colletotrichum godetiae, 1036 nucleotides long. RefSeq names its product ribosomal protein L6, alpha-beta domain-containing protein. Gene Ontology annotation, biological process: translation. The record is from RefSeq and is a predicted model, not a curated record. NCBI's taxonomy places the organism in Eukaryota, Fungi, Ascomycota, Sordariomycetes, Glomerellales, Glomerellaceae. The transcript has 3 exons. Gene Ontology annotation, cellular component: ribosome; mitochondrial large ribosomal subunit. Bases 1 to 816 code for a protein of 271 amino acids. Gene Ontology annotation, molecular function: rRNA binding; structural constituent of ribosome.